AUGAGCGUUACAAUCAAGUUGUCAAACGGCACACAAAAAAUUGUUGAGGUGCCUGACUUGAAUAUAAGCGUUUCAAGGUUUAAGGAAAUUGCGUCUUCCGUUACAAAUAUUCCUGCCGAUGAACAAAGAGUUGUAUUUCGUGGCAGGGUAUUAAAAGACGGCGACAUUCUUUCUGAGAUGGGCAUGGAACAUGGCCAAGCAGUACAUAUUGUCCGUGGUCAGAAGAGCAUAACACCUCAAGUACCUCCUCCAUCUACGCAACAAUCAACAAGUGUACAAGAUACUCAAAUAAAUACGGCCGCACAAGCGAGACCGGAGGCUGUCAAUCCGUACGCAGCUUUAGCAGCGAAUUCACCUGCGAUUGGAGGUUUUCCCACAAAUAACCCUGGAAAUGCUUACGCCGGCAUGCCGUUUUCUCCCGAGUUUCUAUCCACUGUGUUGCAAAACCCAGCCUUUAUGCAAUACAUGGAAACUAUGAUGAGAGACCCUCAAUUUUUACAGCAGGCGAUGCCACAAGCGCAAUCGCAAUCGCAAUUUCCGUUUGGUGCUAAUGAAGGUGUGCAACGAGCCUUAAACAACCCCGCGUUUAUGCAGCUUGCGCUCCAAAUGAUGCGUGAACCAUCUGUGAUGCAACAAAUGGCUCAAUCGUUGCGUACUGGUUUUCCGGCUUUGAAUACCCCUUCCUUUGGACAACAAAAUACACAGCCUACGAAUAAUAUACAAGGUGCAGGUUUUUCCCAGCCACAUGGGAAUACCCGAGACCUUUAUCAAACUCAGCUUCAGCAACUGAGAGACAUGGGAUUUCCAAAUGAGCAGGCGAAUCUUGCCGCCUUGGAGCAAGCGCACGGCAAUAUUGACUUCGCUAUUGAAAGGCUUCUGAAUAUGUGA
Trypanosoma rangeli is the source of this 888-nucleotide messenger RNA. Its product is annotated as ubiquitin-like protein. The transcript has a single exon. Gene Ontology annotation, cellular component: cytosol. Gene Ontology annotation, molecular function: polyubiquitin modification-dependent protein binding. Lineage: Eukaryota; Euglenozoa; Kinetoplastea; Trypanosomatida; Trypanosomatidae. The coding region runs from base 1 to 888 and encodes 295 amino acids. Gene Ontology annotation, biological process: ubiquitin-dependent protein catabolic process. The record is from RefSeq and is a predicted model, not a curated record.